AGUCAGGCAGGCGUACGACAAGGUGGACUCCUCUCUCAUCACGCAUCACGACAAUGAAGUGUCUCCUUAUACUGAUCGUCCUAGGGUUGGUGGCUGCAGCAAGUGCCUUGACCAAUAACCAGAAGAGGGCCAUAUUGGAAAGGGAGAUUUCCCAAUCUCAAAACAGGCAUCUGUCUUGGCCCGGAUCAAGCCUCAGCUAUGGAUGGGGACAAAAGUAUAGACCUUUCAUGACGCUCGGCUUUACGGACAGUUCUGGGUUAUGCUGCGCUAACAACAUCGGUGACUGUAAAUAUGCAAGAUCAAGCUAUGGAAGAUAUUUUGCGCCUCGGCCAUUUCAUAACGACACACCAGGACGAUUCUUUUUUCGCGAACGAGGACAAGGUGUGAAAAGAUCGUGUGUGUGGGCGUGCAAAUGUUCCUCAUAUCCUGGCGACUGUACAGCUGCUGAUACAACUACCACUGCUACAACAACUACCACUGCUACAACAACUACCACUACUACAACUACAACUACUCCAAUUGUAACAACUACAACCACCACUGCUACAACCACCACCACAACAACAACUACGACUACAACUACAACUACCACUACAACAACAACCCCUACUCCAAGAUUCUGUCCCGAUACAUCCACGACAUCGACGACGACAAGACUUCUUGGUGGUACCAGCAUCACAAGCUGUGAACAGUUUCCAGGUCUUGUUUCUAUUGUUAAUCCCCUGACCGUCGAUACUACAACAUGCACGGCUGUCAUCACGUCUCCAACGACACUGUCGCUACCUGCCAACUGCGUGGCCUUCUCAAACGGAGCCAAUGUUGUGGCCCAAGAUGGAACGACCCUUGUAACGAAUUUGAAAGUGACUGCGGCUACCACUGUUGGAGGGGCGGUAACUGUUACAUUAGACACGCCUGUUGAUACCGGCAGCUGCCCCGGAAUAGCCUGUGUCUACAGCGCCAGUAUGGCUGAUGCUAUUCUCCUGGAUCAGUGCCAAGUUGCUGCGGGAGGUUACUCUAGUAACACAGACCAGAGCGGUGGAGCUAACUUUGAGUAUCUGGAUAUUCCGAGCCUCCAGCCAACUGACACCUGUGCAAGCUUCCUAACCGCCUCAACACAAAACUUUUUCUUUGGUACUGGCACCACGUACAACUGCUUCUUCUCUCCGAGUGGAUCUACCUGCCAGGGUGACACUGGUGCUCCAAUUGUUUGUCCACUGACCACUGGGGAACAGGUGGUCAUUGGUCAAGUAGAGAAUAUGGAAUGCUCGGCUGGUACAGUCGUUGGUUUCUAUAAUCUUGAAGCAGCAUCCGUCCGAGUCUUGGCACGAAAAGCCGGAAAACGUGUGCAGCUCGGGUAAAAGUAAGCUUCCUCAGAGACCUAGAGUUCAAUGUUGCCUAACGACACCUUAUGAAAAUAAAACUUGAAUAACAUU
This is a messenger RNA of Haliotis rufescens (red abalone), 1433 nucleotides long. Its product is annotated as endochitinase A-like. NCBI's taxonomy places the organism in Eukaryota, Metazoa, Mollusca, Gastropoda, Lepetellida, Haliotidae. The transcript is spliced from 7 exons. The record is from RefSeq and is a predicted model, not a curated record. The coding region runs from base 54 to 1358 and encodes 434 amino acids.